This is a messenger RNA of Oryza brachyantha (malo sina), 2004 nucleotides long. Its product is annotated as metal tolerance protein 2. Gene Ontology annotation, cellular component: membrane. NCBI's taxonomy places the organism in Eukaryota, Viridiplantae, Streptophyta, Magnoliopsida, Poales, Poaceae. The coding region runs from base 78 to 1607 and encodes 509 amino acids. Gene Ontology annotation, molecular function: monoatomic cation transmembrane transporter activity. The transcript has 12 exons. The record is from RefSeq and is a predicted model, not a curated record. Gene Ontology annotation, biological process: monoatomic cation transport; transmembrane transport.
UGUAUCUCGCACGCUUCCCCCGAAGAUUCCGGAACAACCCAUCAAAUCGAACCUGGCCUUCCCUUUCCCCGCAACUGAUGGGCUUCCGCUUCGCCCACCUCGCCGCCGGCGCGGCCCGCGCCGCGGCCUCCUCCUCCAGCCGAGGGGGCCCACACACGGCCUCUGCCCGCCGCGCGCUCCUCGCCCCUCUCGCCUCGGCCUCGCCGUGGGAGCCGACCGGGAACGGGCACUGUCUCGUCCCGGCCCGCGGCCACGUGGGCCACUCCCACUCCCACCACAGCGGCGAGGAGGGAGGCGAGGCGUCGGAGAGGGUCUUCCGGCUGGGGCUCGCGGCCGACGUCGUCCUCACCGUCGGGAAGGCCGUCACCGGCUACCUCUCCGGCAGUACGGCGGUCGCCGCUGACGCCGCCCACUCCCUCUCCGACAUUGUGCUGAGCGGGGUGGCUCUGCUGUCGUACAAGGCGGCCAAGGCUCCCAGAGAUAAGGAGCACCCGUAUGGUCAUGGAAAGUUCGAGAGUUUAGGAGCUCUUGGAAUUUCAAGUAUGUUAUUGGUUACUGCAGGUGGGAUUGCCUGGCAUGCUUUUGACGUUCUUCAGGGAGUUAUGUCUUCUGCUCCUGAGAUUAUCGGCAGCAUAUCGCAUUCUCAUCACAGCCAUGGUAGCAGUGGGCAUCACCAUGGGAUAGAUUUGGAACAUCCCAUCCUUGCACUGAGCGUGACAGCUUUUGCAAUAUCUGUCAAAGAAGGGCUAUAUUGGAUCACAAAAAGAGCUGGAGAAAAGGAAGGGAGUGGGUUGAUGAAAGCUAAUGCCUGGCAUCACCGUGCUGAUGCUAUUUCUUCUGUUGUUGCCCUAAUAGGGGUAGGUGGCUCCAUUCUUGGAGUUCCUUAUCUUGAUCCACUAGCUGGACUUGUUGUCUCAGGCAUGAUUCUUAAAGCUGGUGUUCAGACUGGAUAUGAGAGUGUACUGGAACUAGUUGAUGCAGCUGUGGAUCCAUCACUUCUACUGCCAAUCAAGGAAACAAUUUUGAAGGUUGAUGGUGUUAAGGGGUGCCAUCGGUUGAGGGGAAGGAAAGCUGGGACCUCCUUAUAUCUCGAUGUGCAUAUUGAGGUAUAUCCUUUUUUGAGUGUCAGUGCAGCACAUGAUAUUGGUGAGACUGUCCGUCAUCAAAUACAGAAGUCGCAUAAUCAAGUUGCUGAGGUUUUCAUACACAUAGAUCCUUCGUAUUCAGUGGAAUCCAACAUGGACAAAAAGGGAUUUUGGGAGAAUAUAGAGAGAAGGAACUCAGAUUCUAUCCCGCGGCAACAAACGGCAGAAGCCAUUGUGUCUCAUAUAAUUUCCUCCCAUUUCUCAAAGAAAAUGUCACUUGAACACCUAAUGCUGCAUUACUUGCAAGGACGAGUGCUACUUCAGGUCCAGGUUUCAAUGUCUCCAGAAAUUAUGAUCCGUGAUGCAAUGAAUAUUGCAAAGCAAGCCGAAGAGGAGAUACUGAAGGCUGAUUCCAGCAUAAGUCAAGUAAGCGUACAGCUAAGAUUGGGGCAACAAAUUAAGCAACUUAAGCUGCCAGGAGGCAUAGAUACAUCGAGCAAUCAACAGGCAGAAGAGCCGUAGCGUCAGCUGCGCUGUCAUAGUCAGCCUGGCUGAUUCUUUUUGCUAGUUUUUUUAAAAAAAAAUCGAACAUUAAUCUGUCAACUUCAUUAGCUGCUGAAGUGCUGAGGCAGUAGACUAGAAAAUGCUUCGUAGAGUGAUCAUAGUCUAUUCAGGCUUCAGAGAAAUAAAGUGUAUGUAUAUCUAUAAAAGUAUUAGAAUAAUGUAGAGAGAGAGAGGACACGGAGAUGUAGUCUAUUAUCGGUUGUGUCUGUGCAAAACUGCCUGAUACCAGUAGAGACUUCGGGGACGUUUGUUAUCUCCAUGAAGAUCUGAUUAAUCUUCUAAUUAUAAUACCCCAUUCGGGACUACAAUUGAUUGAUAUUAUUACACACAAGUUGGCAUGUUUUUGCACCACAUU